Hansenula ciferrii is the source of this 888-nucleotide messenger RNA. RefSeq names its product bifunctional uridylate/adenylate kinase. The coding region runs from base 1 to 888 and encodes 295 amino acids. The transcript has a single exon. Gene Ontology annotation, biological process: 'de novo' pyrimidine nucleobase biosynthetic process; CDP biosynthetic process; UDP biosynthetic process. NCBI's taxonomy places the organism in Eukaryota, Fungi, Ascomycota, Saccharomycetes, Phaffomycetales, Wickerhamomycetaceae. Gene Ontology annotation, molecular function: UMP kinase activity; ATP binding. Gene Ontology annotation, cellular component: cytoplasm; nucleus. The record is from RefSeq and is a predicted model, not a curated record.
AUGAUGAUGCAAAGAGUUAUCUUGGGCUCAAGAAUUGCUUCAAAGAGAAGUAUUUCUCAAUUCGCUACUUUGAGAUCAAAUUCAUUAAUUAAUUCCCGUUUUUAUUCAACUUCUAAACAACAAUCAUCAUCAUCAUCAUCAACUCCACCACCACCACCACCACAAAAUCAACAUAGAGGUAAAAUUGCUCUAAUUUUAGGUGCCUUAGCAAUUGGUUCCACAUUGUUUUCAAUUUCAUAUCAAAAAUCAGGUCCAGUUGAAUUAAUCGAACCUGCAAAGCAAAAAGCUUUUAAAAAUGGUGAUGUUUCAGUUAUUUUCGUUCUUGGUGGUCCAGGUGCUGGUAAAGGUACUCAAUGUGCUAGAUUAGUUAAUGAUUACGGAUUCAUUCAUUUAUCAGCUGGUGAUUUAUUAAGAGCUGAACAAAAAAGACCAGGUUCACAAUAUGGUGAAUUAAUUGCACAAAAUAUUCGUGAUGGUGUUAUAGUUCCACAAGAAGUUACUAUUGCCCUUUUGAAAAAUGCAAUGAAGGAAAAUUUUGAUAAAGGUAAUACUAGAUUUUUGAUUGAUGGAUUCCCACGUAAAAUGGAUCAAGCUAUAACAUUUGAAGAUGAAAUUGCAACAAGUUCAUUUACUUUAUUUUUUGAAUGUCCUGAAGAAGUUAUGUUAAAACGUUUAUUAGAAAGAGGUAAGACAAGUGGUCGUGCUGAUGAUAAUAUCGAAAGUAUAAAGAAAAGAUUUAGAACUUUUAUUGAAACAAGUUAUCCAGUUGUUGAAUAUUUUGAUAAACAAGGUAAAGUUGUUAAACUUUCUUGUGAUCGUACUGUUGAUGAUGUUUAUUCUGAAGUUAAAAAAGCUAUAAAAGAUAAAAUUAACAUUGAAACCAAAUAG